AUGAAGAUAAAUUUAGAUAAAAUCAUUCAUUUUACUAAAAGAGAUAAAAUAUUUCAAUAGGGUAUCUUUACUUUGAUAGUUAUAGUCCUUACAGUGACUAUAAUAUCUUUAAUUAUUAAAAGAAGGCGAGCAAAUAAAGCUAAAUCAAUGCCCAUUUAACAUAACAGUCAACCUAAAGAAGUUUAAACUUGUGAAUAAAUGAUGAAAUAAUUAGAAAAUAAUGGAUUUAUUAGACUUAAAAGCUAUCGCCCAUUUUAAGAAGAAGACUUAUUCAAAUACGAUGAUGAGCUUUACUCUGUUAAGCAAUUUAAAAGCAGGUAUCCGAAUGCAAAAGGUUUUAUUUGCUAUUCAGAUAGUAGCCAGAAAGUACCAUAUAAUUAUAUUGGAAUUUGUGAUGCAGAUUUAAUUCAUGAGUUUAUGGUAGAGAAAGAAAAAUAUUAUGAAAGAGAUGUAACACUUUCUUAUGUAGCAAGGAUUCUCGGAGAUAGCUUACUAUUUAAUCUUUCAGAUAUAUGGAGAAUGAAGCGCAAAGUUUAUGGAUAGAUGUUCCAUUUUUAUUAAUAUCAUCAGCUUGUGAAGUUGGUGAGAGAAAUAACUACAAAAAAUUCUUAUAUAAUAGACAUGAAUUCUUAAAAGCCUGUAUAGCUAAUAUCUCACUUUGAAGAUAUUCUAGGAGAAUGGUCUCUUCAUCUAUUUUUCGGAUAUAAUGCUAGCUAAUAUGAUUUACAAUCUAAAUUAAAAGCAGCUUAUAACAAUGCUCGCUCUGCCAUACUCCUUUUACAGCCCCAAAAUAUAAUAAACUGUCUUGACCCUUUAAAGGAAGUCCUCCUUGAAUAUCUAUACAUCACUUCUGAUUAGAUAAAAAGCGAUCCUGAUUACUAAAGCAAACCUUAAAAUAACAUCACAUGGUUUUUGCUAAAUAGCAAAGAAGUUUAAUGGAACAAAGAUUUCCUUGAUUAAAUUUGCUAAGAUAUUAUCAUCUUUUUCUUCGCUGGAAGAGAUACGAUGGCUCAUACUCUUUAAAUGAUGUUUUAUUAUUUAUGUAUUUACCCUGAAUAUAAAAAGAAGAUAGACGAAGAAAUAAAUAGCCUAAACGGAGAUUAUUCUGUUUAAAAUAUUUCAAAUUUAAAUUAUUUAGAAGCUGUUUUAAAAGAAACUCUUAGACACUAUGGACCAACAACUACAAUUUUACCUAAAGUUGUCAUGGAAAGACAUUCCUUUAUGAACGAUAAAGUAUUCUUAGAAGAAGGAACAAUUGUUUCUUUGGCAAUCCAAGAGCUUAAUUAUGAUCCACAACAUUAUGAAAAUCCCUUUAAGUUUUAUCCCGAGAGAUGGUUUGACGAAAACUUAAAACAGAAGGAGAAGAAAAUUUUCAUGCCUUUCUCAUAUGGCUCCCAUAAGUGUAUAGGAGAUAAGUUGGCACUACCAGUGAUGAAAAUGCUAUAUAUAACUCUGAAUGAAUAUUUUUCAAUAGACAUUGAUCCUAGCUUCAAAUUAAAGCUUGUUGCCCUAAUAUAAUAUACUCCUUCUACUUAAAUACCUUUUCUAAUUACUAAAAAAAAAAAUAUUUAAAGCAAUAACGAAGUGUAUUUUUCGUGA
Tetrahymena thermophila SB210 is the source of this 1599-nucleotide messenger RNA. RefSeq names its product cytochrome P450 family monooxygenase. Lineage: Eukaryota; Ciliophora; Oligohymenophorea; Hymenostomatida; Tetrahymenidae. The transcript is spliced from 2 exons. Gene Ontology annotation, molecular function: iron ion binding; oxidoreductase activity, acting on paired donors, with incorporation or reduction of molecular oxygen; monooxygenase activity. The record is from RefSeq and is a predicted model, not a curated record.